UAUGUAGAUAUCCUGUGGAUUUGGAUUUGUUUUCUUAUAUGUUUUCCUCGUAUUUGUUAUUGUUACGUUUUUUAAAGAAGGGAUAGGAGUUGUAAUUAUAUAAUAUAUGUUUGUAUAUUACUGGUUUAAACUCUUCUUGUAGAUAAAGAAUAUUAUGUUGCUAUGAUAGUAUUUUUUAUGGUUCUAAAAAUCAAAUUGGACCGAUCGGUCUGAUCGGUUUAACCGUGAAAUGGAUGUCUUUGUGAUUCGGUUUACUUUGAAAAACCAUCAGUCAAAAAAUUGCUUGAGAACCACUGAGCCAAUCGAUUGGAUCGAACUGAAACCCGGCCGGUUUCUCAGAAACGGCGUCGUUUUGCAUUCAGUGUGCAUGCCUUCUGCCCCACCCCUUCUCCAAACUCCUCCGUUCCUACCUUCAGAGUUUAGAAAGCUCAACUCAACCAAAGAAAAAGUGAAAACCCUAGCCUCCCCCACCGCCGAAUGGAGUGAGCCAUUGCCGCCGUUCGUCGUAGUCCGGAACUUCUCUCUUCGUCCUGCACUCAACCGCUCUCGAAGCUCCGGCUCAAAUGAAGCUUUCCCCCUAAAAAGAAAUCCUAGCUGACAGUAGCCUCCCCCACCGCCGCAAGGAGUGAGACUCACUACCGCCGUCUGUAGCACUUAGGCACCACGUCUUCGUCUGGUCGUGGUGCUCGAAGUCUCCAACCCACUAAUCAGAAUGAAGGUUUAGGAUUCUGCUAGUGCUACUCAUAUUGGUUUCUUCGGUUUUUUUUUUUCUAAUUUUUCGUUCUUGGUUCUUUGUUCUUCAGUUAGGAUUCUUUGUUCUUGAUUCUACUUAUGCUAGUGCUACUCACGUUAAAUUGUUGAAUGAUUAACUUUGUUCACCACUGUUGUGCUAUGUUGUACUGUAUUAUUUUUUGUUUGUGUUGUGCUGAAAAGAAUUGUGCUAAA
This is a messenger RNA of Arachis ipaensis, 945 nucleotides long. NCBI's taxonomy places the organism in Eukaryota, Viridiplantae, Streptophyta, Magnoliopsida, Fabales, Fabaceae. The record is from RefSeq and is a predicted model, not a curated record.